Molecule: messenger RNA, 802 nt
Organism: Nicotiana attenuata
Lineage: Eukaryota; Viridiplantae; Streptophyta; Magnoliopsida; Solanales; Solanaceae
Product: ubiquitin-conjugating enzyme E2 28-like
Exons: 5
Coding region: 107-553 (148 amino acids)
Biological process (GO): protein polyubiquitination
Cellular component (GO): nucleus
Molecular function (GO): ubiquitin conjugating enzyme activity
Source: RefSeq, a predicted model, not a curated record
UAACUUUCCGUCAAAAUUCCAUGCUUAUAUUCAGGUCCGAGUUUUAUAUGCAAUUUCGUUCCAACUCUUCUCUCUCCCACAAAGUGAAGUCGGUCUGAAAUUCGUAAUGGCUUCAAAGAGGAUUCAGAAGGAACUGAAGGACUUGCAGAAAGACCCCCCUGCUUCUUGCAGUGCAGGUCCUGUUGGUGAGGAUAUGUUCCACUGGCAAGCUACAAUUAUGGGUCCAUCUGACAGCCCAUUUUCUGGGGGUGUUUUCCUUGUGUCUAUCCAUUUUCCCCCAGAUUAUCCAUUCAAGCCCCCAAAGGUUGCCUUCAAAACCAAAGUAUUCCACCCAAACAUCAACAGUAAUGGUAGUAUUUGUCUGGACAUCCUAAAAGAACAAUGGAGCCCCGCCCUUACUGUAUCCAAGGUGCUACUUUCCAUUUGCUCCUUGCUUACUGAUCCAAAUCCAGAUGAUCCUUUAGUGCCAGAGAUUGCUCACAUGUACAAGACUGAUAGAGUGAAGUAUGAGAGUACUGCUAGAUCUUGGACCCAGAAAUAUGCCAUGGGAUGAAAACAUUUGGCUUUACUCCCAUGAACAUCGGGCCUUUAUGCUAUAGUAGUAAAUAAAAAUAGGCGCGGAGCACAAUUUUCUGAUAUUGGUGUCUUUUGCUAUCUGACAUUUUGUCCUCUUUUGUUUGACUGGUUAAAUAUUUAUCAUCUGGUAAAAUCAGAUUUCUUAUCAUAUGGAGAUAUUUCGUUUGUGUUUUUAACAUGGUAUCAAGAAUUUAUGGCCCGCUACCGGCCCAAAAAUUUUUCAUCA